Messenger RNA from Dimorphilus gyrociliatus, 952 nucleotides. Lineage: Eukaryota; Metazoa; Annelida; Polychaeta; Dinophilidae. The record is from the annotation of a GenBank genome assembly.
GAAUCGUAUUGUACAACUAUUAGAUUUCAUCAACAUGGAAGAUUUGUCGUCUAGUUCGGAAACUGAUAAUGCGGAGGUAACAUCAUUAUCCUCAGAUCCACCCGUUGGAUAUUCUUCUUCAUCUUCUUGGGAUCCUUCAAAUAGUCCUGAUUGGGACAACGAAAAGCCAACAGAGCAAUGUGUUGCUCGAAUAAAACGAGACAUUCUUUACAUUUGCAAAGAACCCCCACCUGGAAUGUUUAUAGUACCCGAUCAAGAGAAUUUAACAAAGAUUCAUGCUUUAAUCACUGGACCAUUUGACACACCUUAUGAGGGCGGAUUUUUCUAUUUCCUAAUUAGAUGUCCCUCGGAUUAUCCAAUCAGACCUCCGAGAGUAAAGUUGAUAACAACAGGUGGCGGACGAGUUAGAUUCAAUCCUAACCUCUACAAGAAUGGAAAAGUUUGUCUAAGUAUUUUAGGAACUUGGUCUGGUCCGGCCUGGACCCCUGCGCAAACGAUAUCGAGUGUUUUAAUUAGCAUACAAUCUCUAAUGAAUGAUAAACCCUACCAUAAUGAGCCAGGUUUUGAAACUGAGAAAGGAUCAGGGCACGUAGAGCACUACAAUGAUAUUAUACGACAUGAGACCAUAAGGGUUGCUGUAUGUGAUAUGUUAGAAGAUAGCUUUAAGUGCCCAGACUCCUUGAAAGAAGUUAUGCAACAAUCUUUUCGAGAUUUUUUCGAAUAUUAUGAUAAUGUCUGUAAAACUAAUAUGAAGCUACAAGGUCAUGCCAUGAAUGAUCCUUUUGGGGAUAGACGAGGAAAAUUUGAUUACAAGACUCUUCAGAAACGAUUAGCCAAUAUUAACAAAAAAUUAAAUUUAUCGUCAGAAGAUAGAGAGGAUGAUGAUACAGAUUCUUUAUCCGAAUCUGAUGAAGGAAUGGCUUCUGCUCUCUCUGUGUCGACGGCACCUUAA